This is a messenger RNA of Exserohilum turcica Et28A, 1449 nucleotides long. RefSeq lists its product as uncharacterized. Bases 1 to 1449 code for a protein of 482 amino acids. Lineage: Eukaryota; Fungi; Ascomycota; Dothideomycetes; Pleosporales; Pleosporaceae. The transcript has a single exon. The record is from RefSeq and is a predicted model, not a curated record.
AUGCGCACACACAUUCCAAAUCAGUCUGUGCAAAACAUACCUGGUCAAUGCAGAUCUUGUGGAACAUGUGUUCGCAGCCAGGCGCCCCUCAACUUCUUCAGGAUGUUUCGCUUUGGCACUGCCGCCGAUAGCGGACGGGGCGACGCCAAUGGCGGCCGCGGCAGUCCUUCGGCCAGCGGCGGAGACGGCGACGAAGACGGCGAGGGGAGGAUGGUGCCCAUCAUCAUUGUGGGCAUCCGCUCCAUUCAGCCGGGCAGCGGCACGGGACAAGAAGACGCCAGCAUUCCGCCCUUCCUCGACGCCCUCUCGAGCUUCCCGACUCCCCCGACUUCACCCGGUGACGCAAGCAUCAUCCAACCACCGCAGAACGGCACUCGCUUCAGCCACCGGCGGCGCGCGUCCAUGGGCGGCUUCAACUUUCCCACGAGCCACGAUGGCCAACGACAACACCGUGCAAAUGCCCAAGACCGUCCCCGCCCAUGGUCGUCUGUCACCGACUCCCCACCAGGCCCCCAACCUCCGCCGUCGACACCAGCAACGACGCUCAACCUCUCGGCUGGCCCGUCGGGUGCCACGACACCUGCCACGUCUACCUCGCCCCCGUCUCCCACGACACAAUCAUCAGCACCCUCUCGGCGGAACAGUUUUAUUCGCAGAGGCGCUGGAUCCACCCUGGAACCGACGGCAGAAGAGCCGCAAGCGCACCCGCGCAACGCCCGACCACGUCGGCUGAGCGAGUCCGACUUUACACGAUAUGGUGCGGGUGCACCCCGGAGGAGAGGCGUGGUGGAGCCUGACAACAACCCCGGCGAAGGCUCGAGGAGCUGGAUCAUCUACGUGCUCGGAGGCAGCUAUCCUGAGAAUCAUCCCAUCCUGACGACUCCGAGUCUCUUCACUGACUCGCCGACAUACGAGGACAUGAUGCUGCUCUCGUCGAUUCUGGGACCUGCAAAGCCGCCGGUUGCAAGUGAGGAGGAUGUGGCUUCAGCCCCUGGUCUGUUCAGGAUCCACAGCAAUGCCGGUGUGCUCGUGGCCGAGGCUGCCGAGGGCGACGAAUCCAUUCAUCUUGUUCCAGGUGCACGCUGCCUCGUGUGCUUAUGUGACUUUGAGGCGGAUGAGGAGGCACGGAAGCUGGUCAAGCGGCGCCUGGGCUGUCGCCACCGGCGCCGUCAUCGUUGCCACGCAAUGCCGACGCUAUGCUGCCGUUCUGCAGCGACUGGAGAAACGUAUCAAAGGUGCCGUCGCGCGUGGCCGCCUGGUUGUCGUCGCCCACGAGCGAGGCGGCCGUGGCAGCGGCGGCCAGCGAGAGCAGCCGGGACAGCACGUCGGCCUGGUCCUCGCCCUGGCGCAGCUGCUGGACGUUUUCCAUAUUCUCGCCCUCGUGCCACAGCGAGCGUCGCCUGCGCUGGUGCCCAAUCAUGUUGCGUAGCCGCCGCUGGGCGGGAAUAA